AUGUCGGGGGGUAAUUCUAAGAACAAAUCCCGCUCCAAGAAGCAGGAGGGCUGGGAGGAGGCUGGGGGGGAGUUCUACCAGGAAUUGUACCCUGGGGGGGAGGGGGAACUGUUUGAAAACCUCCAAAGAGCUGAUGCAGCGAAAUUGGCCACACUAUUACCCUCGAAACAGGCGAGAAACACGACCACAGUUAAACGAGCUCGCUCUCAAAAUGAACGGCGACAGUCCACGUAUGCCCGGACGACGCAUAGCCGGGACGUACAUUUAUCCAUGUUACCUGACCUGUCUGAAAACCUCUCAAAUGAAGAACGUACUUGGGAAGAAAUCAUGCAGAUUAAAGCAAUGCCAGUGCCCAUGAACCAGAAAAGAGAAAUAAAAGCUAAGCUACAGAACGCUACGAAGUUAAGACUCCAAGGCUUGGAGCAGUUACAAUGGCGACAGAGGAAAGUUUGGCACCAAUUUAGAAUACGAUUUGGGGAAAUUGUGGGGAAAUUUGAAUUGUGGCAAUCGGCUUUGAGGGAAAUUGAGGGAAAAUUUGGCACGGGAGUUGUCUCUUUCUUCCUUUUCCUAAGGUGGCUCUUGUUACUAAAUUUGUCGAUAUCGUUGUUCGUGAUUUUGUUUUUGAUUUUGCCCAAAGUUCUGCUAGUGGAAGUUGAUUUUGAGUGUGUGGAUUUUGAUGAGAAUUCCACUGUUUGUUGCUCCCAAGUAUAUUUUCAAAGGAAUCUAACGGAUAAUGUGGUUUUGGAUCUCAUUCAAGGUACCGGUUGGAUGGAAAAGACUAUAUUGUUUUAUGGCGUGUACAGUAAUCAGGUUCAUUCGUAUUUCGUGAAGGCUUUUGGUAAUGCGGAGAUGUUUUACAACAUGCCCUUAGCGUAUAUAUUGGUUCCCAUAUCUUGGGCCCUAUUUUCAUUAGUAGCCAUCGUAAAGACAGCGGCCAGAGGUUUUAAGGAGCGUUUGGUGGAAAGCGAGGGUCAGUUUUAUAUGUACUGUAAUUUAGUAUUCGGUGGAUGGGACUUUUGUAUACAUAAUGACAAAUCAGCUAAAAUAAAACAUAAGGCACUGUUUAAUGAGAUCAAAGGAUGUUUAGAGGAAGAGAGAUAUAAAGAGGAGAAACAAAUGAGAACAAGAGAGAGUCAGAUAUUGAUGCAUUUAAAGAGAUUCCUGAUUAAUAUACUAGUAUUGAUAAUAUUGAUCGCAUCGGGAGUUCUAAUAUACGUAGUGUUCAAUUACUCGACUAGAUUUGAAGAUUCCGUACAGAAUUUUAUGAUUGUGAACCAAACUGAAGCUCAGCCGUUGAUGCAGUUCAAGAAUUCAUAUUCGUUUAGUCAAUUACACAACACGCUGUUAGAAUUCUUACCGUAUAUAGCGAUUGUUGUAUUGAACAUAAUACUGCCAGAAGUUUUUGGGUAUUUGAUCAAAUUUGAAACGUACACACCAGCUAAUGCGAUAGUUAUAACAGUUCUUAGGACGGUUUUAAUGAGAUUAUCUUCGCUAGCGGUUUUGUUGAGCCAAAUUUACUUACAAGUGACGAAUCCUGAUAGAAUUAAAUGCUCACCUGAAAACGAGGAGUAUCGUUUUGAGUGUUGGGAGACGUAUGUCGGGCAACAGCUAUACAAGCUGAUAUUAACAGAUUUCGUCCUUCAAUUCGUCAUGACAUUCCUCAUAAACUUCCCACGAGCCAUCAUAGCUCGUCACAGCAAUAGUCGGUUUUUGAAAGUCAUUGGCACCCAAGAUUUUUAUCUGCCGAAACAUGUCUUAGAUAUUGUGUACAUCCAGACAAUAAUAUGGAUGGGUUCGUUCUUCUGUCCGUUUUUACCUAUAAUUGGUACAAUUUUCUGCAUACUUAUAUUCUACAUCAAGAAGUUCACCUGUCUUAUUAAUUGCACGCCGUCUCCGAUAGUCUAUAGAGCAUCUCGAUCUAAAUCUCUGUUUAUGUCAGUGUUGUUGCUAGGUUUCAUGAUAUCUAUCCUACCUGUCGCAUAUUCUAUAGCUGAGAUAGAACCGUCAAUGAAUUGCGGCCCAUUCAGAGGUUUUGAGACAGUUUGGGGCUUCGUUAUACAGACUUUCGAAGGUUUUCCAUUCCUGAUAAGAGAAAUCGUGUUUCUUCUUGGUACUUCUACAUUCGCUGUCCCCGCUUUCGCGAUACUACUCUUUCUUCUAUACUACUAUUGGGCUGUUGCAGCCGCGAAUAGACAUAUGGUGGAAGUUCUAAAGAAUCAGUUAGUUCUAGAAGGUCACGAUAAGCAGUUCCUUCUAAAUAGACUGAGCGCGUUUAUUAGACAACACCAGAAAAGAUGUGAAAGAAGAAAUCGCUCCGAUGAAGAUUCUUCUGUCCAGCACAGUUAUAGAUAA
Danaus chrysippus (African queen) is the source of this 2352-nucleotide messenger RNA. The record is from the annotation of a GenBank genome assembly. NCBI's taxonomy places the organism in Eukaryota, Metazoa, Arthropoda, Insecta, Lepidoptera, Nymphalidae.